Messenger RNA from Notothenia coriiceps (black rockcod), 891 nucleotides. Its product is annotated as teneurin-2-like. Gene Ontology annotation, cellular component: neuron projection; membrane. Gene Ontology annotation, molecular function: protein heterodimerization activity; cell adhesion molecule binding; protein homodimerization activity. The record is from RefSeq and is a predicted model, not a curated record. NCBI's taxonomy places the organism in Eukaryota, Metazoa, Chordata, Actinopteri, Perciformes, Nototheniidae. The transcript is spliced from 5 exons. The coding region runs from base 1 to 891 and encodes 296 amino acids. Gene Ontology annotation, biological process: heterophilic cell-cell adhesion; neuron development; signal transduction.
AUGUGCUCUGCUCUCUCAGGCCUCCUGGAGUUCUCUCCCGUCCUCCUACGAUACUUCAUCUCAGGGGGGAACUUCACCCUGGCUGAGCUUGGGGUCUGCGAGCCGACUCCCCCUCCGCACCCCAACGCCGUUCCCUACUGUCCUGACCUGGCCCUCCUCCAGAGGGGGUACUCGCUGAGCGCUGGCUCUGAUGCUGACUCGGACCCCGAGGGGCCGCUGUCUCCAGAGCGAGCCAUCCAGCUGUGGGCCGGACAAGGACGGGUUAAGUCCCGUCGCAGCUCGGGAGUGUCCAGUCGCGAGAACUCUGCGCUCACCCUCACAGACUCUGAGAAUGACAACAAGUCUGACGACGAGUCAGCUUACCUAGAUGAUGAUGAGGAGGAUGAGGAUCCAUUUGGGGACUAUGUAAUCAGGGCUGCCAACCACCACAGCCAAUCCACACUACGGCCUCCACUGCCCCCUCCGCACAACCACCACACCUUAUCCCACCAGUCUGCAAACAGUCUGAACAGAAACACUCUGAGAGGGGGACGCAACCCCAUCCACGCCCCGGUUCCGGGUCCUGGAGACGGGCCCACCACCCCCGAGUCUGUUCAGCUGCAAGACAGCUGGGUGCUCAACAGUAACGUCCCGCUGGAGACCAGGCACUUCUUGUUCAAGACAUCGUCAGGGACCACGCCCCUCUUCAGUAGCUCCUCUCCUGGUUACCCUCUGACCUCGGGAACCGUGUAUUCUCCGCCCCCUCGCCUGCUACCCAGAAACACCUUCUCCCGCUCAGCCUUCAAGCUAAAGAAGCCGUCCAAGUACUGCAGCUGGAAAUGUGCCGCGGUGUCAGCCAUCGCAGCUGCUGCCUUGCUGGCCAUCCUACUGUCUUACUUCAUCGGUAAGUGA